Molecule: messenger RNA, 1485 nt
Organism: Neurospora tetraspora
Lineage: Eukaryota; Fungi; Ascomycota; Sordariomycetes; Sordariales; Sordariaceae
Product: SNase-domain-containing protein
Exons: 3
Coding region: 1-1485 (494 amino acids)
Cellular component (GO): mitochondrion; cytoplasm
Source: RefSeq, a predicted model, not a curated record
AUGUGUAUCCACCACCGUCUCAUCUACCGCAAAUGCGGCCACUUCACCUGGCUAGGAAUAGCCAAAAAGUGCCAGUCGGAGCGCAACUUCGACCAAGGUAAGACCGACGAAGGGUGCAACGUCAUGUGGACGCAUCCACUUUCUACGUAUCGGGUCGACAGGUGUUGCGAGAGUUGCGCCCUCAAGAGGGCGACGACGGAUAGGGCUAUCGAUGAGAUUAGGGGACGGGUUCAGUUUACUAGAGAGCUGUUGGCUAAGAUCCAGGAGGCUUCUUCGGGGAUUCCUUUGAGAGGCGGAGAGAGUGAGUGGGGGAGUGAAGCUUCAUCAGCUGCUGAGAAGAAGGUAAACCUUCUCUUGACGAUGCCAUGGGGUCUGUGGGCAUCGCCUACCACAAACAGUGGGAAGGAUGAGGGGAAGUCAUCACCCUCUCCUUCAACCAAUUCUUCCUCAACAUCAACACCAACAAGCGCCAACAACAGCAAUCAUGGCAUCCACAGCAUGUCUCCCCCUCCUCCUCGUCCGACCGAGCGUGCGCCCGCAGACCUAGCAGACAUACCACCCAUCCCGCCCCAACUAAAAAAGAAAGCCAUCUCAUGGAACGAUUCGCUCUGGACGCUCAUCGACUGGCAGCACUACCAAGAGCCACGAUCGAUCGUCCUGUACACGCUCCCGACCAUCGGCGCCUUCGCGCUCUUCGGCAUCUGGCGCUCGUUUCUCCGCCGCUUUCGCGGCACCGCAUAUAUCUCGCCCGGCUUCUUUCGGCGGCGCACGCUGCUGGGCAAGGUGACGAGCGUGGGCGACGGCGAUAACUUCCAUUUCUUUCACACGCCCGGCGGACGGUUGGCGGGGUGGGGCUGGUUGCGCAGGGUGCCGACGGUUAGGAAGGAGUUGAAGGAUCGAACGAUCCCCAUCCGCAUCGCAGGCAUCGACGCCCCAGAAGGCGCCCACUUCGGCCGGCCCGCGCAACCCUACUCGAGCGAAGCCCUGCAAUGGCUCCGAAGCUACAUCCUCGGCAAGCGGGUGUGGGCGCGCAUAUACCGUAAGGACCAAUACGACCGGGUCGUCGCGACCGUCUUUGUUCGGAAACCGCCCUUCUUCCUGCGCAAAGACGUCGGGCUGGAAAUGCUCAAGCUCGGGCUGGCGACCACGUAUGAGGCCAAGACGGGCGCGGAGUUUGGUGGGCCCAAGAUGGAGCAGGUGUAUAAGAAUGCUGAGGCGGCCGCGAGGGGGAAGGGGAAGGGGAUGUGGGCGAAUACGUUGACGGGAUUCUUUGGAUUGGGGAGGAGGAGGGAAAUCGAGAGCCCGAGACAGUAUAAGGACCGGAUGAGGGCGGCGGGGAAUACUAUUCUGGAGAAGAAGAGUGCAGCGCCUAAGGCAACGACGGCUGCGAAGAAGGCGCCGGCCGUGAAGAAGGAGACGGCGGCUGCGAAGAAGGAUAAGGCAAAGGCCACGGCUGCAGAUAGUGCCGCGGCGAAGAAGGCAUGA